AUGAACCACUCGACUGAGCCGUCUCCUUUAGAGGAAAUGGCUCCUGAGGAGUUUGAUGGUGGGACAGUGGUGGCUUGUGUGAUCCUGGGCCUGUCUUUUCUCGUAGGAACUCCGGGGAACCUGCUGGUGAUCUGGACUAUCCUGAGACACGUCAAGCAGUGUUCCCACACUGUGAUCCUCAUCCUGCACCUGGCUGUUGCAGACCUGCUGGUCCUCAUCACCCUGCCUUUGUGGAUCUACUCGAUGGCCCACUAUUGGGUGUUUGGAGAAGCCUCCUGCAAAACCAUGGUGUUCAUGAUCAACGCCUGUAUGUACAGCAGCGUUUUCCUCAUCACCCUCAUGAGUGUGGAACGCUUUGUGGCAGUGCGGUAUCCCUUUGCCUCAGCUGGCUGGAAAAGGAAAAAAGCUUUGAAUAAAGUCCUGCUGGCUCUGUGGACUGCAGCAUUCUUGUUCAGCAUACCUGUCAUCCCGACUCAGGUUGUUGGGACGGAGUCCGGUGAGGAGCACUGUCUGUACAGGGAAUACUCUUCUCCGACCCAGGAGCUGGUGUUCGUGCUGCUAGAGACACUGGUGGGCUAUGUAAUACCCUUCUUCAUCCUCGUGGUCUGCUAUGGCUGCCUGUGCAGCCGGAUUACUCAGAUGACCUUCAAGUCCAAACGCAAGUCCACAGUCCUAAUUGCCAGUGUCGUGAUCGUGUUUGCCAUCUGUUGGACGCCUCAUCACAUAGGAAACGUCCUCUCCCUUGUCAUCAUGGCCACUGAAGAUGCCCUCCCCAAGGUAGCAGAGAAUCUGGAGGGGGCCAGGAGCACCAUGGCCUUCAUCGCUGGAGCCAUGGUGUUCAUCAGCAGCACGGUUAAUCCUAUCCUCUACAUGUUCGCUGCCCGCUCCUUCAGGAGCUCUCUGCGUGACACCGGCAUCCAGAAGCUUUUCCGCCAUAUCUCCAGCACGUCCCCAGGUGAGGGCAAUAAAGAGUUGUCCUUUGUGUCCAAGAGACACAGCAAUCAGACCCACAGUUCUCAGUGUGUGUCUGAGUCAAAGGACCAAAUGGACAUAUUAGUAAAAAUGUGUGAAAAUAGUUCAUCCUGAUAUUAAAAAAGGUCAGUGCUGUGUGUAUAUAUGCAUGUGUAUACUGUAUGUAUGUUUUAAUGAAGAUUUUGACUAAAAUGAAGCUUAUUUUGUAUGGAAUUAUAACACAGAGAAACAGGAAGUCGGAGUUUAUCUGUGCAAUACUUGUCCAACUCUGUAAAUAACCUAUUUUGCAUGUUUCUUUUCUAAAUGGUGAACAUUAUAUUUAUAAACAUGUCAUAUAUUGUGUACCUACAAGUAAAGCCAUAUGUGAAUUGCACAAUAAAUAUUUCUAUAUACAUAAGAAAUGUGUCAUUCUAAUGUUGUCAUUAUACUAAAUUUUCUUGAUGCCAAUGAAGGGAAAUUAUAUGGAUUAUG
This is a messenger RNA of Centropristis striata (black sea bass), 1443 nucleotides long. RefSeq lists its product as uncharacterized. Gene Ontology annotation, molecular function: G protein-coupled receptor activity. The transcript has a single exon. Gene Ontology annotation, biological process: G protein-coupled receptor signaling pathway. NCBI's taxonomy places the organism in Eukaryota, Metazoa, Chordata, Actinopteri, Perciformes, Serranidae. The record is from RefSeq and is a predicted model, not a curated record. Gene Ontology annotation, cellular component: membrane. Bases 1 to 1086 code for a protein of 361 amino acids.